Austrofundulus limnaeus is the source of this 610-nucleotide messenger RNA. RefSeq names its product homeobox protein OTX2. NCBI's taxonomy places the organism in Eukaryota, Metazoa, Chordata, Actinopteri, Cyprinodontiformes, Rivulidae. Gene Ontology annotation, biological process: multicellular organism development; regulation of transcription by RNA polymerase II. Gene Ontology annotation, cellular component: nucleus. Gene Ontology annotation, molecular function: RNA polymerase II cis-regulatory region sequence-specific DNA binding; DNA-binding transcription factor activity, RNA polymerase II-specific. The record is from RefSeq and is a predicted model, not a curated record.
UAGAAGAGGAGGAGGAGGAGGGGAGUGUGUUUGGGGGGUAAAAUCAGGCGGGGUUUUAGCAGUAGUGUGUGUUUGUGUGUGUGAGUGUGCUGAACGCCUGUGAGCCAGACAGAGCAUCCUCAGUCCAGCUGGGGGUCUCCGCUCGGCUUUAAGAACCUGCGCGUUUUGGAGAAGGACGCACUUCUUUCARCUCGCCGCUGUGCGUAAAAAUCGGGAGGAGCGCACGAAAAGCAAAACUCAACAUUUUGUUUCUGUUGCCUCAGGUUCACCCUCAUUUAAAAACUGAGACCAUAUCGGGAUUACCUACAAUCACGAGCCGUUUCCCCCCACCCUGCCUCACUUCUGGUUCGGACCCGCCGCCAGCAUGAUGUCCUACCUGAAGCAGGCUCCGUACGCGGUGAACGGACUGAGCUUAUCCACCUCAGGAGUGGACCUGCUGCACCCUUCAGUGGGCUACCAAGCCCCUCGCAAACAGCGGAGGGAGAGGACCACCUUCACCCGGGCCCAGCUGGACGUGCUGGAGAACCUGUUUUCCAAGACACGGUACCCUGACAUCUUCAUGAGGGAAGAGGUGGCCUUAAAGAUCAACCUGCCUGAAUCCAGGGUACAG